Acanthaster planci (crown-of-thorns starfish) is the source of this 5477-nucleotide messenger RNA. RefSeq names its product ciliated left-right organizer metallopeptidase-like. The record is from RefSeq and is a predicted model, not a curated record. Gene Ontology annotation, molecular function: metalloendopeptidase activity. Gene Ontology annotation, biological process: cell adhesion; proteolysis. NCBI's taxonomy places the organism in Eukaryota, Metazoa, Echinodermata, Asteroidea, Valvatida, Acanthasteridae. Gene Ontology annotation, cellular component: membrane; cytoplasm.
GACGAGAAUUUGAUGGAUAACUUUUCAGACUUUCUGACAAACCAAUAUUUCCUCUCGGGAUAGGCCUGUCCGUGCGUCGCGUGAGUGAAGUGAAACAGCGCCCUCUUCAUUGUGUUCGGCGUGUCUUUCGAUGAAGCCUUGACGCUUGAGUGGUUUGGAUGUCUUGGAGGAAGAGGCGAAGGUUGUUACAGGACAUGCAAUAUGGAAGGCUUCGGCACAAAAGCGCCAUCUUAGAGCCUCACAAGCCCUGAGACAUGACAUCAUGGCUUAGAGGUGCGCUCUUCUUGUUUGUGACGACGGCAUUGGUCCAGUGCCUGACCCAAGUCUUCAGUUGCCCUGCCCGGGGCUCUAAGUGCAUCUUUGAUGAGGUUCGGCCAAAGGCAUUGGGCAAGAACACCAUGGUCCACUACGACAGUGCGAGGGGCAAGCGCUCGGCCGGCGAUCUGUUCCGACCGAUCAGGAUCACGGCUAGCAUAGUGGACCUUGAGAAAGUUGUGGACACGACUGAUGUAGCGAGGAUGCGGACUAUCGUUGAUGGAGCAAUAUCUAUCAUCGGUAAAAUUCUCACAGUUGUCCCAGUGUCAGGUCCUCUGUUGAUGACCCGAUCUGACGAGGCAUGCUCCUGGACGUUUACCUCUGGCAUUAACAGCGGAAAAUGUGCUCAUAUUUCUCAAGGCUAUGUAGGAGAAAAAUGCUUGGAUGAUUUCCUGAUACCCGACGAGCAUCUGCAGGGCUUGUGGACCUGGAACUCCACUUAUCCGCAGCCAGUUCACCAGGUCUACCCUGACGGGCCAGGGCUGCCCGACACCGACACGGUGCUCUACGUCAAGGCAACACACACAAGUCAGUGCUCCUCAGGGCAAGUUGUGGCCUAUGCAUCCUACUGCAAGCUGGAUCAGAAUAACCGGCCUAUCGCCGGAGUUGUCAACUUCUGCCCCGAACAUCUGAAAGAUGAUUUGUAUGACGAGCAAAAAUUUAUUCUGCUUGCUGUCCACGAAAUCUUCCACGUCUUGGGCUUCUCCUCCUCUUUGUUCAACAAAUUCAAGGAGUGCUCUGAAUCUGCCAAUGGUCUGAAUUGUAUCGAUCGGUGUACAACCACUGGUACAGACUCCCAAGGCACAUCUCGUCUUAUCACUCCUGCUGUCACUGCACACGCUCAGAAGCACUUUGAUUGUCCCGAGUCUGGAUUCGGUGGUCCACUUGAGAAUCAGCAGGCAGAUGAUGGCAUCUCGUCCCACUGGGAGACCAGAAUGAUGUAUGGAUCCAUCAUGGCUCCCAUCAUAGACCAGCCCCAUCAGACGUUCCUAGAUAACUUGACCCUGGCAGUGUUUGAAGAUUCAGGCUGGUACCGAGUGAAUUACGAGUAUGCGGAGGAGAUGCCUUGGGGCAGAAACCAAGGCUGCGAGUUCGGGAGGGAGUCUAGGUGCCAGACAGCAGCAGACACGUUCUUCUGCAAUGGCAGCUCCUUGGGUUGUCACUAUCUUCAUAGGGAUAAGGCAACGUGCUCCAGCAAUGAUUACUUGGAGGAGUGCAGGGUCAUGAAGGGUAAUAUUCAGGAUUACUGUUCAGUGGCAAGUGAUGGAUCUCCUUCGGUCCGUGGUGAAGUUUUUCAUGAAGACAGCAGAUGCUUUGUCAGUAGUGCAAUCAGCAUUGAGAGCAGGGUGGAUCCGUGUGAUUUCCAAGGUGUUUGCUACCUUACACGGUGUAACAAUGACUCCAGGUCAUAUGAGGUCAAAGUAGGCGAGGCAGACUGGUUAUCUUGUCCUGACAACACGACCAUCACUAUCCCAGGUUACCACGGAACGGUGCAAUGCCCAUCGACAGAGAUCAUCUGUCGACAGAAGACUUCAAUUCUUGAUCUAGUGGAUGCGGUGUGCGAUUCCUGCACCACCAUUACUGGACCAACACCCCAAGGACCCGACACUACCCCCGCGCAGCCAGUGGAACAUGCCCUGUGUGUAAGCCUGGAGAUCGGGGAGAUAGACUUUUCCAUUUUGGAUGGGGAAGAGCAAAUGCAUGUCUUCAGUGAGGCCGUUGUCAAAGGCAUCUGUGACAUCACAGAAAUACAUGAGAGCCGUAUUCAUGUUAAGAGACUGAGCGCAGGAAGCUCGCCCCUUGAACAAGGGGUGAACUUAGUGUGUGUGACCUUUGACAUUGCUGAGGCAGAGGAGAGCAGUGACAUUCCUGCCUACGUGGCCUAUUGGAAUCUGGAGGAAGCAGUUUUCUCUAACCAGAUGCAAGUAAAGUACUUGGACAUGAACUACACUGCUGUCAGCAUCCGACUCCUCAGUGGCGAGGAGCCUACAUCCCCUCAACCCCAGAGCCCAGCAGUUGUCUCAGAGAGUGACGUGAGCACCUGGAUUGCCUUGGGGGCAUGUCUCGCCCUGCUUGUCGUGGUAGUUGUCGUGGGUUGUGCCUGUCACAAGGCAAAGCGCAAUAAUGCCGUCGGCCCCUCUGAUGGGGACGCGGCUGGUGAGACACCAGCCGAACGGAUACCAGGUAUGGUCUACGUGGUCAAAGAAAAGACGGUUACCAAGUUAUGAGUACCGUAUAUGUGGUGUCACCCAAAUAGUGGCUUCAUACUAUUUAAAAGAUCUGUACUUUUUCCUUGUAGCAUUUAAAAGAACUUUAUGCUGUCCAGAGAAAAUCAGCCAGAGUUAUCCAAAGGCAUUUUCCAGUGUUCAUUAAUACCCCCAAUCUCCCAAGCUACUCAGAGCAGGGAAUUCCUUCUUGUAAUACCCUGAUUGGGGCUUGGUUUUUUCCCCCGAAGUUUUAGUAAUGUGUCACCCACUAUUCCAAAACCGGGUUGGAGAAUGAUUCUUGUUUCAUCGGACCGUUCCCACUGGAACGCUGGCGUUCCCUCGGAACGUGCCCACAUCGCAGGCAUGUUCCAGACUAUUCCAGGCAACGUUUCGUUGGGAACGCGAGUUCCCAGUGGAACAGUCCUGCAGUUACAUUUGCAAUCAGGAAGAAAGAUUUCUGGCAUUCAUUUUCUUGACCCUGAGUCUGAAGGAUGGCAGCUGAAAUGUAGCAUUUUGUGAUUUACUCCUCAUGAAGGUUAACAUUUCUCCCGUGUUUCAUUUCCUUAUUCACCAUGGCAUAGCUUGCCAUGCCAUGACUCUAGAGUAUAUCUGGAUACCGUUAAUUUUAUCGUGUUACCGUUAGUGUUUCGUUCAUUGUCAGGUUUGCAUGAUGGAGGGUUUUAUCAUCGCAAUGUUUCUAUGCGUAAACAUACCAUCAUAUCAGAAACAAUUUAAAACCUAACCUGUAAUUGAAGGGGUGAAGGGUGAGGUCUUCAAGUAUCACGGAAAAGGUUGAACGACAUGACUAAGGCAAUUAAGCUCGAUGUUGGUAUUGCAGCCUAUAACCCGGUGAUUCACACACCGACAUAUACAUGUACUCUGCAUGAAGUCAGCACGUAGUGAUUUUCACUUUUAUAUCGCAGUUAGAAACAAAAUUUCCAUCAUCACAUUAACAAAUUUUACUACCUCACAUUUCCAUCUUCAGUUUACUUCCAAUUCUUAUUGAAAUGAGGCCUAUCAUAAAAGUAAAGUAAAUUACCUACGCUCGUUUGACAUGGCAGGCUCCGUUUUUGGACAUUGGCUAAGGAAAGAUUUGUACAUGGGUGAUACCCGAAUGGAGAUGUUUCAGUGGGAACGGGUGUUCCCAUUGAACCAUUCUCACACGGGAACACAGCAAUUUGUGUGGAACGCCGCGUUCCCAACGGAACGGCCGACCAUUCCGAAUGAGAACACUGUGUUCCAAUGGGAACGUUCCGACCAUUCCAAAUUUUGAGACACUCCCUUAGCCAUGUGGACGAUGAUACCAAUAUUCACAUGCACAGUUAUGACCACGACAGUGGACAUUCUGCCAACUUUCACUGCCGUGACGACCAAAGCUCGCUGCAGAGUAUGUUCAUUUUCUUUGGGUCAUUCUGGAGUAUGGAAAUUAUAAAAUGGCAGUAAGGACUCCUGUCCAACAUCCAAAUUUUCUACUCCAGCCUGGCUUUGGAAUAGUGGGUUGUGUUUAUAGUUUGUUAGCAUCAUGCAUGCGAGGAAACCUAACCUGUGUACAUAAAACUUGAGGCAGGAGUGACUGAGAAAAUUGCUUUGAUGCCUGCUUGGAAAAUGGCUGAAAUUAGUGUAAAAUAGAUAAAGCAAAAUCAAAAAGAAAGAACAGAAUUCUGGUGCUUCCAAAAAGGGUCUGGCAUUGAAGAAUUGAAAAACUGCUUCCUGUCAAGCCAAGAAGUCAACUCCUUCAAUUCGGCUAUGUAUGACUGAGGCUAAGUACUUAUAUAUCCAGCUGGGUUCUUGUUGGCCAUGGCACUGGCCGAAGUCACUUGUUAGCUGGGAUGUUUUAUGAGCAAAGGUGUGUUGACUGAACCUUUCUUUAGUCCUCGUCAUAAAGACGUGGUACAUCGCAACUCUUGGUGAUAUAUUUUUUCAUUCUACAUUUGUUGUAGUCCUCCAAACUUUGCAAAAACUUUGUAAAACCUGUGCUUGGUAAGUCUAUGAGUGGUGAUAAUCAAUAAGGUCAUUGAUAUUUUGAUGUCCCUGACUAUGGCAUCAUCUCCAGCAACAGUGCAGUGGGAAUGGUCCAACUAUCAUUGGCAAAUUUGUAUAGAAAAUGUCUCAACCAUUUCCAUGUUUUUGUGGCUCAAGCCCAACAGAAUUCGUCCAGAAUAUUCCAUUGUGGCAUUUUGACUAGCUUCUGCUUGCACGAGUCACAAAAGAGAGAUGACAAUGUCACAUGCUAAAGAACACUCUGGCACUCAAUGAUAUAGUUUGGCCAGCCCAGCUAUUGCUCUAUAGUUGGUUGGGACCCAAGUAUAGAGACCCUCAUUGGGGACUUGGAGUGUAACAAUAUAACAACGGGGCAUAAUAAUAUUAAACUGCCCACUCUCUAAUUUUAAGAUGGCAUUUUGAAAUAUUUUGGCUUGACGUGACCAAUGAAUAUUUGUGUGUGUACUGACAGUCUUUGCAUCUCUGAUGUUUGUUUGAAACUCAUUUACAGUAUUUAUGAUACUCGAUGCAGAAAUGCGCUCUGAAUCCACAGAAUUAUGUAAAUAUAAUCAUACUGAAGUUUUAUUUUUGUUUUACUUGUUUAGUUUUGAUAUCAGUCAGUUCAAGCCAACUGUAGAUUUUUAUUGUACAUGUAAAUGAACGUAGUAUGCAUUAUUCAUAAACCAAUGUGCCUUGAUAUUUGGCAACAGUAUUCAUAUUUUCCCACUUCUGAAACCUGUAUUCUGUUUCUAUUUUCAGUUUGAUUCAUUUCUAAAAGGAAAUGUAUAUACAUGUAUAUAAUUUGGAUUAGGAGUAAAUGACCUAAUUGGCUUUAUUUUUAUCUGUAAAGAAGUGAAUACUGUUUUGGUUUUUUUCCCCUCCAAAACCAUUUUCCCAUUCUUUCAGUUUACGAUAACCCUUUCAUUUUGCAAUUUCAUUGUUAUCAGGCCUUAGCAUCUUCCAAUCCUUUCUGCA